UGAAGUCUUACAGUUUAGAAUUUUAUUAGUUUUUAUUUUUUUUUUUUUUCAAAUUGCCAUAGAACAAUUUUUAGAUUUCCAAAUGAAUUAUGUAUUGAGAAACUAUGCAAAACUAAGCCAUUUCAACUAUGAUAAAAAUGGAAAAGACUGGAAAGUGGAGGCCGGCAAACAACAGUCGCCUAUUUCAUUGGCUAAAGGAAAAGCUGUUAGAUCCAGUGCUCCAAGGUUAACCUUUGUCAACUAUGACAAGAUAUUUGGCAGCCCCUUGAAGCUCACCAAUAAUGGGCAUACCAUAACUAUGGCGAUACCGCCCGGAGCCGAUGGUAGUCAACCAGCUCUGUGCGGAUGCAUGCUGGAGAGUAUAUAUAAAGCUGUGCAGUUGCACUUCCAUUGGGGCUCGCCACAUAGCGAAGGAUCGGAGCAUGAAAUAGAGUUUUCUCGUUACGAUGCUGAGAUGCAUAUUGUUCAUCAAAAUUGCGCGUACGGAACUAAAAAGGAAGCCCUUUGUGCUCCUGAUGGCUAUGUAGUAUUGGGGCUCAUGUUGAAGAUAGCGGCUGAACCUGUAAUUAAUCCUAAAGCUUUGAAUAAAGUCUGCAUGGAGGCAAGUCAAGUAAAAAAAUGUGAUAUGUCCUCAACUUUUAAAGGAGAGUUUUCAUUAAGGGAUAUUUUAGCUGGUAUAGAAAGGCAAGAGUUUUUUACAUACCAAGGCUCGCUUACUACACCACCAUGUUCUGAAGUUGUCAACUGGUUUGUUUUCCCUAAACCUAUUGAAAUUUCCAAGCGAUAUCUGAAACACCUGUGGAACCUGUCAGAUGAUCGCGGCAGACCUCUGCUUAAUAAUUUUCGAGAGUUACAGGACCUACACGAGCGUAACGUAUAUUAUAGAAACCAAAUGUGGCCAAAGAAUACUUACGUUUGAAUACUGUAAUGAUUCGUU
This is a messenger RNA of Drosophila arizonae, 937 nucleotides long. RefSeq names its product Carbonic anhydrase 4 (gene CAH4). Gene Ontology annotation, molecular function: carbonate dehydratase activity; zinc ion binding. The record is from RefSeq and is a predicted model, not a curated record. Gene Ontology annotation, cellular component: cytoplasm. Lineage: Eukaryota; Metazoa; Arthropoda; Insecta; Diptera; Drosophilidae.